AAUAGAGCAGUACCAAGAUUGCCGAUACCUAUCAGCGUGCGAGGCCACAUGGAGGAUAUUCCAAUAUGAUAUUCACAUGCGAAGUAUAGCUGUCAUAUGUCUUCACGUGCAUUUACCAGGAGAACAACUAUUAACACUAAAAGAUACUCAGAACAUAGCUGAGGUUGUGAAUGAUGACACCGCACAACAAACAAUGUUCACACAGUGGCUAGAAAGAAAUAGCCAUGAUGCUGAAGCACGAGCUCUAACUUACGUGGAAUUCCCAAGUAAGUUUGUGUGGAACCAAAGAGUCAGGGUCUGGAGUGGAGAACAUCAACAAUUGAAGUAUGUAAAACAAUGGACAAAGAGAAAACAAGGUAACUGCCUUGGAAGAAUAGCAUAUGUCCACCCAACAGCGGGCGAACGUUAUUACUUACGAUUACUUCUUAACUCCACCCGAGGACCAACAUCAUAUGAAGACAUACGCACCAUAAACAAUGUUCUCCACCCAACUUUCAAAGCAGCGUGUUACGCACUUGGAUUGCUAAGUGACGACAAAGAAUGGAUAGAAGCUAUCCAAGAAGCAAAUGAAUGGGCCACGGCAAAUCAAGCGCGAGAGCUUUUUGUUACAAUCCUUCUUUUCUACGAGGUGACAGACCCCACCCAGUUCUGGGAGAACACCAAAAACAUUCUUCAAGAUGAUAUCUUGCACAGAAGAAGAAAAAUGUACCGCCAUCCAGACCUGCACCUUACACCAACACAAAUACAAACAUACUGCCUCCUGGAGCUUGAUAAAAUAUUACAGCGGUUUGGUAAAACACUCUCUGACUUCCCGUCCCUCCCGCAACCUAGCAUCAGUGAGAUCAGUUCAUUAGAUAAUAGAAUGAUCCGAGAGGAACUAAGCUACAACAUAACUGAAAAAAGACCCCCUAUACACACACCACACUCGCAAUAUAGUUUACAAGGAGGUCUUCAACAAUAUUACCCAGGAAAAAGACAAUACAAGUCCAACACUGCAGAACGACAACAUCACUAAAUGAGGCAUACAUGUAUGGAAAUCCAUUAAUGAGUCUUUACGAAACAAAGCCUAUACUGGACCAGAAACUGUGCUUGGUGCUGAAAGGAAUGCUGCUAUUUUGACACCAAAAGCUGGUGCAAAGGAUCCAUGUGCAAUUCCUUUAAAAUGUCACAUAUCUGCUGCACUUCAGUCUACUGCAGGUACACAACAUUAAACUGACAAGAGACAAAGGAAUUUUACUACUUCAUGAUUCAAAUGACAAAGAAACUUAAUCUCAUCUC
Molecule: messenger RNA, 1278 nt
Organism: Cuscuta campestris
Lineage: Eukaryota; Viridiplantae; Streptophyta; Magnoliopsida; Solanales; Convolvulaceae
Source: the annotation of a GenBank genome assembly